AUGGCAAAUAGGUUUCCAAAGCACGAGGCUGCCCGACAAGGCGGGAAAUCUUUCUAUGCGGGUAUCGUAUGGCUUCGGUUUGAAUCGUUUGCAGCUUCUUUAAAAUAUUUAGUACGGGAAUUAAGCAUUAAAAAUAUCGAGAUAUUAAAGACGAUCUUUCGAACAGAUGGUGUACUUUUCAGGGAAAACCCUUUGAAUCGUAUCCCAAUCUUACUCACUGCAACGGCUUUCACAUCUGCAAUCGAGAAAGCGAGUAUUGGGAAGGAUGACAUUAACGGCGAUCCUCCGUAUUAUCUACUUCCUAUGCGCAAGGGGUCGAUCCAGCAUCUUCAUGGUCAUCAUCGCCUAGUGCCGCCGAAGACAUCAUCUCACAAAUAG
Messenger RNA from Morchella sextelata, 378 nucleotides. RefSeq lists its product as uncharacterized. Lineage: Eukaryota; Fungi; Ascomycota; Pezizomycetes; Pezizales; Morchellaceae. The transcript has a single exon. The coding region runs from base 1 to 378 and encodes 125 amino acids. The record is from RefSeq and is a predicted model, not a curated record.